CGGGGCAGGGAAACAGCCGGUCCUUGUCCCGGCUUCUUCCAGGCCUUAAAGCAAAGGAUGUGUGGGCCCACAGGCAGAGGAACACAGCAGGAAGAGUGCAGUCGCAGCUGAGUAAGUGGGAGAUGACAGAGCCAACGCACUGCCUGUGUUAGGGGAGCAACAAAACUCCGAUAGCGAUAUAAAUUAUUGGAACAGUGCUCAUCUAGGGAAUUGCAGACAGACAAAGCAGCUCUGAGGAAAUGCAUCCCUGUCAACAAACGUUUGUUUCAGCUGAGGCUUGAAUAACAGCAGAAAUGAAAAGCAGAGUAAUCUGGUGAGGGGAAAAUGAACUGCAGCCACUCGUAAGAAAGAGGUUUCCUCAUUCUGCCCAGAGGCCGAACCAGACAGCAAAGCCAAUGUGAUUCAUUCAAUGAAGACAGUGGACAGUUACCACCAACUUCAUCACAUUUUGCCUUGAACAGCUGAAACUACUAGGUGAAAAUGACACAGCAAAUGCAUAAUUUAAGUCUCCUCCAGAGUAAGAAGAACAGUAUGCCAUCUUCUCCAAAUGCUGCAAAGCGGUUGUAUCGGAACCUGUCAGAGAAGCUGAAGGGAAGCCAUACAUCCUUUGAUGAAGCGUAUUUCCGAGCAAGAUCGGACCGGCUCAGUCUCCGUAAGACCUCAAUGAAUUUCCAGUGCAAUGAAGCUAUGUUUGAGGCCGUAGAACAGCAAGAUCUGGAUGCUGUUCAGAUUCUUCUCUAUCAAUACACACCAGAGGAACUGGACCUGAACACCCCAAACAGUGAAGGACUUACUCCUUUGGAUAUUGCCAUUUUAACAAACAACAUCCCUAUUGCUAGGACUCUUUUGCAUGUUGGGGCAAAGGAAAGCCCACACUUUGUUAACAUGGAAAGCAGGUCAGUGCAUCUGUGUACACUGGUCCAAGAAGCACAGCAGCGAGUUACUGAAUUGUCUGCACAAGUGAUGAAUGAAGGCCUUGGUACAGACAACACAGAAAAAGAGAAGCAACUAAAAGCAUGGGAAUGGAGAUACAGGCUAUACAAGCGCAUGAAGGCAGGCUACGAGCAUGCUAGAGCCCCUGAGGCGCCAACCAAUGUCUGUCUCAUGGUAACAAGCAGUACAUCACUCACUGUCACCUUCCAAGAACCUCUCAGUGUCAACUCAGCUGUGGUGACCAAGUAUAAAGUGGAAUGGAGUUGUUCAGAAGACUUUUCUCCUUUGGUUGGUGAAAUAAUUAUGGAUAAUCUUCAGUCUUUGAGAUGCACCAUCACGGGUCUCAGAACAGGCCAGAGGUAUUACGUUCAUGUUUCAGCAUACAAUAUGAGAGGAUGGGGACCUCCACGAAGAUCUGCUCCUGCAUAUGCUUCUCCUUCAAACUGGAAAGACUGCAGUGGAAGAGAGCCUCGACACAGGGGACAUACUGAGGCCCUGGAACGUCUCCUUCAGCAGGUUCGAGCAGCUCAUCAGCAUUAUAAUUGCAGAGAAAGUUCCAAAUUACAGAACACUGGUCGCAAGCAAUCGGUCUCUAGAAGCCUGAAACACCUUUUUCAUUCAUCAAACAAGUUUGUGAAGACUCUGAAACGGGGACUCUACUUAUGUGUUAUAUUUUUUUACAAAGACAAUUUAUUAGUAACCAAUGAAGAUCAGAUCCCAAUUGUGGAAAUUGAUGACUCCCACAGCAGUUCAAUUAUGCAGGAUUUCCUGUGGUUCACAAAGUUGUCCUGUAUGUGGGAUGAUAUCAGAUGGCUGAGGCAGAAUAUGUCUAUAUCCAUCUCUUCAUCAACAACACUUCAAGCCAGGCAGAAGAUGCUUUCUGCAGCAGCACAGCUACAGAAUUUGCUGGGAACUCACAACUUAGGCAGAGUUUUUUAUGAGCCAAUCAAGGAUCGGCAUGGCAAUAUAUUGAUUGUUACCAUCAGAGAAGUGGAGAGUCUUUAUUCAUUUUUUAAUGGUAAAUGGAUGCAGGUAUCCAAACUACAAAGCCAGAGGAAAUCCCUUUCGACGCCAGAGGAGCCAACAGCAUUAGACAUUUUGCUUAUAACAAUCCAGGACAUACUUUCCUAUCACAAAAGAAGUCAGCAACAUCUCCCUCCUGGAUUGUAUCUGGGCUACCUUAAACUCUGCAGUUCCGUGGAUCAAAUCAAAGUCCUCGUGUUGCAGAAGCUGCCUAAUGUCCUCUGUCAUGUCAAAAUCCGCGACAACAGCAACGUCUCCAGAGAUGAGUGGGAAUGGAUCCAAACACUUUCUGGCUCAGAAUCUGUGGAAAGUAUGGAUCAUACUUCAGACUGCCCUAGUCAAUUGUUCUUGUAUGAGCUCCAGAUGGCAGUGAAAGCUCUCCUUAAACAGAUCAAUCUACCUCUGCAUCAGGCUAAGCACUUCCGUCUGUAUACACAGGAGGUGUUGGAACUGGGUCACAAUGUCUCCUUUCUUCUCCUGCUCCCCGCCUCAGACGACGUCUGCACUGCCCCAGGACAGAAUAAUCCUUACACCCCACACUCAGGAUUUCUUAACCUCCCUCUUCAGAUGUUUGAACUCGUUCAUUUUUGCUGUUACAAGGAGAAAUUUAUAAGCCUGUAUUGCCGCCUUUCUGCUGUCAUAGAGCUGGACUCUCUGAAAACCCAGCAGUCCCUGAGGGAAGCAAUUUCAGACAGUGAAGUCGCUGCAGCCAAACAAAGACACCAGCAAGUUAUGGACUACAUACAGCAAGUUGAUGAGAUCUGGAGGGAAAUGAGAUGGAUCACAGAAGCACUGCAGUACGCAAGAUACAAGCAGCCUGCAGCUGGCCUACCAAUAAAGAAACUUGUGAAUCUUUCAGAAGAACACUCUCAAAAGAAAAUCAGUUCAACAUCUUCACAUCUAGAUUGUCUUCCCUCACCUCCUUCCUCACCUGAGGCUAGAAGCCAGAGGAGAAAGGCUGUAAGCGAUUCCCAGCCCUGCUCAGAUGAAGAAGGCUGUUCAGAAGUAUUCCUUCCAACUGACAGUGACUAUGAUUCCAGUGAUGCAUUAAGCCCCAGAGAAUUAGACUUGAUUUACUCCUCCCCGCAUGACAUAUCCCAGCAGGCAGGCAGCGGCCUGGGCGGUAGCGCACCUGAUGUUCUCCAAGUCCAUGAUGUGAAGCCUUGCCUAACACUGAAAGAAGGCCUGGCAGAGUGUAGUGCCUUUGAUACUAAUGCUGAAUAUUGCACAGAAUAUAUGAGCAAUCUAACAAUGUCAGGGAUUGCAUCAAAAAGCAUAGACAAGUCCUCCAGCUCCAGGCAGCCAUUGAGCUUUUUAGGGAAAAAGAGACUUGGGAAACAUCAACAUUACAACUACUUCAGCAGGCAUCAUCGUUGGCUGCGUGUGCACAGCGAGACACAGUCUGCCUCUCUGUCUGAAGGCGUGUAUACCCAGCAUCUCAUGAGAUCUUCAGAUCUAUCUCAGGAACCUACCUCCAGUGAGCAGUUACAGAUUCCCAUUGAUGAGUCACGGAGCACUUUCUUACCUCAUACAUCCAGCCUUCCAGAGGAUGGAAAAGGCAAGUAUGAGGAAUCAAGGCAAAACGUCCAUAGGAUACACACGGAACCUUAUAAAACAACAUUUCUGAGUGAAGAGGGAAAAUCUUGGGCAAUGAGCACGCAGUCUGUAGAACAGGAGGAUGUGCACAAUGCUAUGCAACAGAAAAUGGGUCCAGAUGAUGCCCUUGGUUCUGCUGUCUCUGAAGUAUUCAGCAGCACACUGUAACUCCAGCCUUCUGCAUCGCUUCCCAUUGAGGAAAUAGUGAGCAUUACACAUAUAGGGGCCAUACCUUCAAAACUACUUCUAGAAGUCCAGCUCCUGAAGUGACAACUUCUGUCAUUCAGAAGAAUCCUAACCAUCUGACUCCAUAGCCAGAUUCCCGGUCUUACAGCAGUAUCUGCCAUGAUGCAAGCAGUAUUACUUGUAUCAGCAGUUUUGCAAAUAGGGCCUUACAUAACAGGACGCUUUGUGGCUGCAAAUCCAGUAAUCAGGUUUUGCAGUCAUCUUGAUUUCCAGUUAUCUCUAAGCAUGCAAAAUUUUAAGCAUGAGUGGUUCUGACUGCAGUGUAGCAGAAAGUGUAACAUCCUUGGUGUCCUCAUGUUAGGACUGUGUCCUAAGCAUCUAGGAACCUGUUUUCCAGCAUUUCUUAUGCAUUUUUCUUCUUCUUGGCCCUUUUGAAUAGAUUGAGGUCGCAUGUAACUUAAGUGCCACCUGGUUUAGUAACAGUUAUCCCACUACCGUGUGGGAUCUAGUGGUAUCUAGCCACUGACAGAGAACUGAACAUUCUUUCAGUGUCUAAUAAAUCCAGCCGUCGUCAACACUGAAUGCACAAUCUCUGAAUGUUGCCAGAGCUUGACAAAAUUAUCACAACAUUUGAGGGUUUUUUUCAGAAGCUCAGAUCUCAAAUGACAUAAGUAGCAGGUUAUUUUAAAGGCUUAAACAGGAGUCAGCCUUUGAGGUCACAGGCAGACAGAAUGAGUCCAGUCUCUGAGUGAAUAUACACAGGGUCUGAGUAGGAGUGAAGAGAAGCUUGGUCCUCUACCCCCCACACAAUGUGCAUUUCUUUAUGUUGCAGAGACUCUCAAACACCCACUGGAAAGAAACGCACCUAAUUUUGUUCCUGAUUUUUCAGUGUAUAUCCAGGGCUAUCUGACCACUAUGUCUGAAACUGGGAUACUCUGGCAAUUCCCAUUAGAGACAUUUGGGGUGUGGUUUAAAGCUACAGUUUUUUGUUUGUUUCACCAAUAAACAUUGGUAUCAUUAGAAGAGUGGAAAGCAGCGUGUUAGCAUGCUGUAGAGUAAGACUCGGAGUACUAGAGAAGAUGAUCUCAACAAAGAAAUCUAUAUUAAUGAGAACCAUAACAUCUGAGUCACUGAGAAAUGAACUCAUGUGAAGAGAAACCCCAGCUGUUGCACAAGCUUUAAUUUUUCUCAUACAGUUCUUGAAGUUUAAUUUUAUGGGCCACAUUCCUGCUGGUUAAAUUCCCUCACUCCAUGUUUGCGCAGCCUUCUACCCUUCAAUUUUUCAGCCUCCAGGUGGAUACAUUCUAAGGCCUCCAAUAAAGAGAUUUGAGUUAAAUAGUUGAGUUUACAAGUCCUUGAGGUGAAGGUAAGGAUUUGGGCCCAUGAUCUGUGGUCCUUAUUAAAAUAGCACUUCCAUAACCCCAGCGCUAUUAAAAUCCCUGUGAACUCAAUCCAUAAAUUCAAAAAUAAAUGUUAUUCACUGUUCCAUGCUUGGUCAGUAUGCAGGAGCCAAGAAGAGCCUAUGCAGCGAUAUAGGGGCAGAAACUUUCUAUAAGGUAUUUACAUUUGUAAUCUCUCUUUUUUGGGGAAGAGGGAAGUUAACUUUUUUACCAAUACUAUCCACGAUGUGAUCCAGUCCUCAGUGAGGAUGGAAACAUUUCCAUUCACUUCCAAAGGCUCUGAACGAGACCCACACUGAAAAUUCCUGUGGGUGAGAAGAUGGGGGAGCAAAAGUCUCAGUGCCAAUUUGCAGCUAGAAGGACAUGCAUUGUAUGUUGUAUGCCACAUGGAAUUGCACGGGGAAAACCUGACUCACACGCCAUAGAACCAAAUAGUGAUGUUUUACCAUCACUGAAGGCAGCAACAGCUUGUUCCAUUAGAUUAUGUUUGCUAGCAGAAGGCUGUUUGUCAGGGAGAGACAGAAAAAAAAAAUGUUAUUUUCAGAAGUCAAAAUAAUUUACAUUGUUUUUUUAGAACACAGCAGCUCGCUGAGGCUGCCCUGACCUUUUCAGCCUCUAAGCAAAACUGCUGUGUAACACCUCUCUGAGGUAUAAAACAACAGUAUGCUGAGAGCAAGUUUAUGUAAAAAUUGGUGAUAUAAAGCAAAAUAAAAUGAAACCCACUUUGCUUUGCUUUGGCUUUUCAGGACAAACAGAACAGUGAGGGCACGAAUAGCAAAACCUUCCACAGAAGAACAGGUACACACUGCUAUCCAUUCCUUCUGCUGGUCUGUUCCAGAAGUAGUCGUGUAUCUAACAAAGAACUGAGAAAUAGGUUGGCUUUCCUUAAUUUCACCUACCUGUGUGUUCUAAGACAGAAUCUGACUCUGGGAACCCCAGCCAGAAUCUACUGCACCCUGAUUUUAACUUUGCUGUGUGGAAGUGGUGUUUAUGUGACAUCCUACAGGGCAUUCCUCCUUGAUCCCGUUGCCUCCAGGCUGAGGUUCUUUCCCAACUGUAACAGUCAAAAUAGCUCUGACUUUAAGUACUUCUGUUUAUAAAGCACUUAGUUAUCUUUUGAAAGAAAUAUCUGCUCUUUGUUCUAAAUUGAUAUCCCAGAGAUAAAUAAAUAGUAGAAAGAGAUGCUUUUCCAGCAUAGUUGCAACACUAACCAUAACACUUCUGUGGUUCUCGUAGGAAGAUCACUCACACGUUUCCCAAGCAGCCACAGCAAUUCGGAGGAAUCCUGUGAAAUACAGCACUGUUGUCCUCACUUCGUAGAAGCACAGAAGCAUUGGGUGACUGUUCCGAGUAGAGCUUAGAGUAAAGGCUCACAGUAAGAAAUCAAAUUGAAUUUAAGAACCCAGAUUGUUGCUUUAAUCACUGGGAACCCUGACUCCAGCUGGAGACUGGGUCCCUCUCAUAAGAUUAAUGCACAGUCACAGGAAAUACUGAGAAUAAUCCGUACUAGAAUCUCUUCAGUCAGCUCAUUCAAAUGAGUCUGUACCCACGUUCAUCAGCUGAAGCUCAGGUCUGAAGUGGAUACUUGGGCUUUGCAAGCUUCUGGACAGCCGUCUUUCUUAGCUUGGCACAGAACGUUCACCCUGUAUUUUCCAGGGGGUUUUAUUCUCACCUGGGCUGAACCCAGCUCCUGAUUUCUGGGCACAACUUGGACUGGCCAGAAGAAAACCAUCCCUCUAACAUUAUGACCCCACAUUAUGACCAAACCAGCAGACCCUGUGCUCUAAAGCACUCCUGUUUCUGCUAGUAGAAUGCUAGAUAUAACUAAGCUGCACUAAUAAUUCUUUGCAUCUGCAAGAUGGACAGUUUGCUUGAAGAAACCUGUGGCUCAAAAGCAUUUCUCUCCUAUGCUUGUACGUGUUUUGCUUUGCCUGGAUAUAAAUAAAUAAGUAGAUUUUCUACACAGUAAGGGCACAUACAGAGAAACAUAUACUUAAUAAUUCACUGAUGAAGCAUAAAUGUUUUUAAAUACAGACAUUAAAGGGAGGGGAGGGGGAUAUAAUAUUCUGUCCCAAACAUUUUAGAGUGUAUUGGAAAGAGGUGAUGUAUCUUUACAUUUCUUACAAUACAAAGAAAUGCAUUAAGUUGCUGGUCAACUCUUUUAAGGUGUUUAAACGCAUGGCUCAUGACUGUUAGGUAAAACUUCAAUGGAGCCUUACUAACAACAAGGGUGUAGUGUGUUUGGAAGUAUGGUACACAACCUGGAAACUUGCUCUGAGUCUCUCUGAGGUGUUGAACUUUGCCAUCAGCAAGAAGUAUUUUUAGAAAAGAGUCAGUGAAUUUUCAGACAACAGAGACUUCAUCAAGGUGGGUCUCUAAUUUUUCCACUACAGCAGAACAUUAAAUAGCCAGAAUACUUUAUUUGUGAGUAUAAUUUAUCUUCUGAUUCCAUGAAGGAGAAUUCACAAUGCUAAAUCAUGGCAGAGAAGUAUGAAACAGAGCUGUUGGCCAGGAAAUUCUCUGCAGAAAUACAGGGCACCAUUCCCCAAGGUGAGCUGAGGGCUGUACUCUGGAAAUGUGCUUUGGACAGUAGUCUGACCCCUUUGUGCAGGCACAAACUACAGCUGUCUCUCCUGCUCAGUGUUUGCAAUGUCAAGAGGAGAUGUUGAUUUGACGGGGCUUUGGAGCAGGCCCCAUAUACUGCUGUAAGCUGUAUAGUUCCUACUAGCACAGAGAUCAUCUCCUCUCCAUAUUGAUGUUUAUGAGCUCUUACCCAGCUGGCUGUCUCUCACACUGUGCUUUUGGGAUGAAAUAAGAGCCAUGCUAGAAUAUCUUCCUCAGCCUUUUUGUAACAAAUCUUGGGCAAGAUUUAGCCUUUAAAACAGUCGUCCCACAGUAGGGUAAAGUGUCAUUAAGCUUGCCUGUCACUAGGCUACAGAAAGCCUCCCGUUUUGUUAGUCAAAUAAUAGGAACAGAUUUCUUACUAGUUUGUUUUAUUUUGUAAGGUUAUAUGAAAUUAAGAUAAGAGGAAGUUGUUGUUGUAUCACUAAUUACCUUCAAACUAUGAACUGCAGUAAUUUAUAUUGUACACUAAAUGCACAGACUUUUUGUGUUUUACUUUAUCUAAAGGUCAGCCUGGGUCCAACCCUGAUUUCUUUGCACCUCAUUCCUGGGUCUUUUGCACCAAUGUAAAUGAGGAGUGGUUCCACAGCAGCUGAACCAGGUACCCACUGCACAGAUGGGGGCAGCUCCACUCGCCCUCCAGGAGGGCCUGGGUCGGUGCGGUCACCCUGAGAGUUAGUUGGUGUAAGAAACAAUAUGUGUAAGGAAGACAAAAGGGUUUUCAUCUCAUGGAAUGUUCCCCUGGAUGCCAAAGGGGCUGCUGUCUAAGCAAGGUUCAGAGAGCGAGCCCACCCUGCUGCUGUGUGCUACUGGGUGGGAAACACAUUGCUACGUUUUAUAACAGGGACCAAAUUUCUCUCCCGUAUUAUGCAAAUGAACUGAUAUUUACUGAAUGCAAGUUCCAGUUAAUUCACCAAAAAAAAAUGAAGACUGUUGAGGGUUCCUGGGGAGCUGAGGUUGGGCAGGAGGGGCUGUUUGCUUUUUUCCCCUCAGAGAAAAAGUAAUUUAAGUGAAAUGUGCAAGGCUGUGUUUAAUUGCUUCCUGCCUCGUUUGUACAUAGCAAUUUGGCUGUUUAUUGGUUGUCUUUGUUCAGAUUUUUAUUGUAACUUGUUGCUAUAUAUGCGACCAAGCGUAUGUUAAAGUUUAAACUUCGGGAUAUAAUAAUGCACAAUUUUAUGUGCUUUAAAACUUUGUAAAUAUGUAGACAAACAACGUGUGCUGCGCUAACUGCGAUCUGGGGACUGGACACAACGAUAUUGUCAUGCACGUGUACCUACAAAUGGUUUGAGAAUAGCAAAAUAUAGAUGGGGGGUGGCAAUGAGCCAAGAGUAAAUGAGUGCCGUAUGACUCAUGCUUCUUCAAUAAUUCCUGAAAGAGGCAUGUAUAGUACAUAAAAUAGACAAUAAAAAUAAUUUUCAAGACUACAAAUAUUUUUUAUAACUUCAGAUAUUAAAUACUAUUUUAGAAAAAAAAAAAAAGAAAAAAAAGAUUGGUUGCUAAAAGAAGUCUUUGGUUUAUUCAAGUGAAUCGCUGUCAUAAAAGUGUUCUUAACAGAAUCUUUUGUUUGAUCUGCUAUCAUAGAAACCUGGCUCUUUUCAACUUCAGGAGACCUGCAGUGCUUUUGCAUUCUUACCACUCCUAUGGAAAUCGUGUCCUUCUCCCUCCUUAACCAAAAAGAUGCAUCACCCCACACACCGCGUGUGUCCAUGUCCCUUUUGAAACAGGUUCUGUGUGACCAUCAUCGGGAAUCCACGUAUGUGUGAUCCUUACAGUCAGUGGGAAUCCCGCUGCGGUUUGUGUUCUUCUCUGAGUUCUUUCAUUUCCAUUGGAAAGGGAAUUUCUCUAAGGCCAAUCUUUCAAACGCGGCCUCCAUGUUUUUAUUCUGUUCUGCAUAGUCAGAAGUCUCCCAGGCAGGGGCACGGUUCCCAGAGUCUGUAUGUGAGAGUAAAACAACAGGAAUUGAAAAUCACUUUGCAUAAGUGCACAUGCCUUAAUACAGGUGUGAUAUCUGGGCUGUCAGAUUGGCAGUGGCAUCUUUCCCAUCGCUGUGUUACACCUGCAGGAGCUGCUGGCACACGAGCUCACAUCUUCACAUCGGAGCACAGACACCCCAUGGCUGCACACCGGGCGCAUUUACAAGGACAGCCAGACAGAAUCUGCUGUGCAGUCCUGGUGUGAAUCUGUGCUUUCAAGCCACGUUGUAAACAUGCUGCACUGAGGGUAUAUAUAAUCUGGUUGUAGUCGAGAAACACCCCAGAUAUUACCUACUGAAGGAAUUACCUUAUAAAGUGAAACACUCUUCUGUUAUGAUUCUGUUUUUCACAUAUCCUUAUACGAGGAAAAG
Coturnix japonica (Japanese quail) is the source of this 10104-nucleotide messenger RNA. Lineage: Eukaryota; Metazoa; Chordata; Aves; Galliformes; Phasianidae. The record is from RefSeq and is a predicted model, not a curated record.